Molecule: messenger RNA, 1383 nt
Organism: Penicillium canariense
Lineage: Eukaryota; Fungi; Ascomycota; Eurotiomycetes; Eurotiales; Aspergillaceae
Product: PCI domain protein
Exons: 2
Coding region: 1-1383 (460 amino acids)
Biological process (GO): cytoplasmic translational initiation
Cellular component (GO): cytoplasm; eukaryotic translation initiation factor 3 complex
Molecular function (GO): translation initiation factor activity
Source: RefSeq, a predicted model, not a curated record
AUGCCCGCUCCGACCAACACCCUCCUCAUUGAGGGUUCCUUCUCCGAGCUCGCUGAGGAGUUCGCCCAGUACAUCGACACCCUGCGCAAAGAGGGCAGCCUCCAGUCCGAGAUCGCCCCGCUCCUUGAGCCGAUCCGCCAGCAGGAACAAUCCGAGGGCGAGCCCGACCUCAAGCAGCACGAUGAGGUCCUGAAGAAACUUGUGGGGGCUGCGGCCGUCCUGAACGGUGCCCCCGAGAAGGAGAUCAUCCCCUCCUACAACCUGCUCAUCCACCUCAUCCACCAGUCGUCCGACACCGACGUGUUCCUCCCUCGCAUCUGCGCCUAUCUCGCUAAGCCCAUCACCACCUCUCCUCAAUUUGGCCCGACCCUGGCUAUCUCCAUCCUCACCACCAUCUUCAACACCCUGUCCAACGAUGAUUCCAGCCGGUACCACGUUCUGUUGGCCAUCGUGGCCGUGAUCCGUCAGUCUGGGUCUGGGUACGCCUUCGAGGCCCUGAAGCCCAAGCUUACCACACAGCUGCCCACAUGGCUGUCUGCAUGGGAGCUGGAUGAUGAGGAGGCACAGAAGCUGCACCUGGCAAUCGCUGAUGCCUCCACAGCUGCCGGUGAUGACGGCCUUGCCCAGUCGCACGUCAUGCAGGCUCUGCAGCUCAUCCCCGCAGCCGAGGCCAGCAAGCCCGCCGCUCGCGAUCUGGCCGUCCGCGCUCUCGCCUCUGCCCUGCGCCGCCCCGCUGUCUUCGACUUCACCCCUCUGACUGCCUCCGAUGCCGUCCAGUCGCUGCGCUCCAGCGACAGCACUCUCUUCGAGCUGCUCGAGAUCUUCACCUCGGACACCCUCGAUGCCUACGAGGCCUUCGUCUCCGCCAACCCCCUCGCCUCCAUUUCCGGCGGCGUGCUCGCCGAGGCCGCCGAUGCCCUGCAGACAAAGAUGCGUCUCUUGACCCUCACCUCGCUGGCCUCCGGCACCCCCUCCCGCUCUCUCCCCUACGCCACCAUCGCGUCUGCUCUGCGCGUACCCGCUGAGGACAUCGAGGUGUGGGUGAUUGACACGAUCCGUGCUGGCCUGGUCGAGGGCAAGCUCUCUCAGCUCAAGCAGGAGUUCCUUGUUCAUCGCGCCACUUACCGAGUCUUCGGUGAGAAGCAGUGGGCUGAGAUUCAGGGUCGCCUGAUGGUCUGGCGCCGCUCGCUCGAGGGCGUUCUGGAUGUCAUCCGUUCUGAGCGUGAGCGCUUCGCCCGCGAGGGCAUGCAGGCCGCCGUGGACCAGGAGGCCGCUGCGGCUCAAGGUAAGAACGGCGACAAGGCCCGCUUCGGCGACCGGAGGCGCAUCCAGCAGCCCCAGCAGGCUGCGCAACCCCGCGAGGUUGAGGCUGUUGCCGAGUAA